CAGUUUUUAGCAUUCAAGGACUGGCUAGCCAUAAGGACAUAACCUCAGCAUCUAUCGGCUGCCAAUCAUCAGUGGGGUAACACCGACGGCAAGCCAUCUGAGAAUUGGGAGUAGUGGCUUACCACUAGCAUUAGGUGGUUAGCGUGUGGCGUCUAUUAGAAUUUCUGUGGGUGUUUUAAGUGUAGAAAACGCGAAUGGGACACGCCAGCCUUCACAGACGGCCUGAAUGGGAGAAGGAGUGAGCAUGGACAACCUUUCGGAGUUUGGAGGCCUUUGUCCAUCCAGCCGGAGGGAAUGGGACACAAGCAGCUGUGUGGAUGAUUUAAUGGACGAAGAUGAGAAGGACAGAGCAAAAAGGGCGUCCCGUAAUAAAUCAGAGAAGAAGAGGAGAGACCAGUUCAAUGUUCUCAUUAAAGAGCUGUGUACUAUGCUGCAGGGUCAAGGUCACCCCCGCAAGAUGGACAAAUCCACCAUCCUGCAGAGGACCAUUGACUUCCUGCAGAAACAGAAAGAGAUCACAGGUCAAACAGAAUCUUGUGAGGUCCGGCAGGACUGGAAGCCUUCUUUCCUCAGCAAUGAGGAAUUCACCCAGUUAAUGUUGGAGGCUUUGGAUGGUUUCCUAAUAGCUCUUACCACAGAUGGGAACAUCAUAUAUGUAUCUGACAGUGUCUCGUCUCUCAUUGGCCAUCUGCCGUCAGAUAUGGUGGACCAGAACAUUUUGAACUUCCUGCCAGAGCGAGAGCACGGAGAGGUGUACAAACUUCUGUCAUCACACAUGCUCUUGACGGAGCCUUCUGCUGUGGACCUACUCAACAGCAAUGAGACGCACGUCGAGUUCUGCUGUCAUUUAGCGAGGGGGAAUGUUAACCCGAAAGAACCGCCCACAUAUGAAUAUGUCAAAUUUGUUGGAGAUUUCAAGUUUCAUAGUAACGUGCCUCUGUCUACAUGUAACGGUUAUGAGCUGGCGUUCCCGCGCACACUGCAGUCUUCAUUAGAGGAGCAGAUCUGUCUCAUAGCCACAGUGAGACUCGUGACCCCUCAGUUUCUGAAGGAUAUGUGCAACAUGGAGGAUGUGUGUGAUGAAUUCACAUCAAGACACAGUCUGGAAUGGAAAUUUCUCUUCUUAGAUCACAGGGCCUCUCCUAUCAUCGGGUACCUACCGUUUGAGGUUUUGGGGACCUCUGGUUACGACUACUACCAUGUGGACGACCUGGAGCUGAUUGCUCAGUGUCAUAAACAAUUGAUGCAAUUUGGGAAAGGAAAAUCCUGUUACUAUCGGUUCCUGACUAAAGGGCAGCAGUGGAUCUGGCUACAGACACACUAUUACAUCACAUACCACCAGUGGAACUCCAAACCAGAGUUUAUCGUCUGUACACACAACGUGGUCAGUUAUGCUGAAGUCCGAGCGGAGAGAAGGAGAGAGUUUGGAUUGGAGGAAAGCUCAUCUGAUAUGGCCACAUCCUCAGUCAAGGGCCAGGAGGUGUUUUUGGACAUGUGUCCUCCUUUGAAAAAAACACGGGACAGAAUCAACAGCGCUCGAUCAGUGUCAUCACAAAGCUCGAGAAAAUCAUCACACACAGCACUGUCCGACUCUGCAUCGAACUCAUCGGUGAGGUACACAGAAGCAUGCACGUCAUCACGGCAGUCUGCUUCCAUUGGUCCUGAGAAGAGCUCCAGCAGAAUGCCACAUAGUGGAUCGAAGACCCUGAUUCAGAGGCAGAGCUCCUCGGAGGCCACAUCACUCUCCCCCUCCUGCAGUCAGCAAUCCACCAUGACACAAUCUCUGUACGAAUUCCAGCAGCCUCAGUUAGGCGUCAUGCAUCAGCUGAAAGAGCAGCUAGAGGAGCGGACACGCAUCCUACAGGCCGACAUCAAGACACAACAACAAGAGCUGCACGACAUUAAAGAGAAACUACAGCUCGCCAACCUACAGAUGUUUCUCCAGCAGCCGAUACAGGGAGAGUUUGCCGGUUCUGGUUCACAGUCGCAGGGUCCAGGCAGGCCAGCCCAACAAAACACACACCCCAAACCUCAACACUGUGCUUCACAUUCAUCACACACACUGCUCAGAGAACAGCCCAGUAGCUCAUCUGCUCAGGGGCAGCAGAGACUGGUUCAGACUGGACACAUGCAGGCCGUCAGUGUUCCAAUGCAGACACACACCAGUAUCACCACACCCUUUUACAGCAACCCAAUGAUGUUCUCCCCCAACCACGGACACAGAACCCAACAAGACACGCACUGCCAAAGAAACACACACACCGACUACAGCCAGGAUGGACAGCUACGUAGGAUGCUGCUAAACCAGCCAAUGCAGACGCUUGUAUCAGACAGCAAUGGGGGGGCUCAGUCUUCCCAGUGCAGCUCAACUAUUCAACAAACCAAAUAUCCUCUGGACCAGCAGAUGAUGGCUCCUUCCUUCCCUGUGCAGCAGGUGAAUUGUAACGCUGUGCUUGUCCCGUCCCCCGUCUUCACCUCACCAAUCAUGAUCCCCCAUAAUAGUUUCAUCACCCAUCAGGCCACACCUACCUACACGCCUCACCCGGUGGCUGCCCCGCACGGCUUACCUCUACAGCAACCUCAGCAGUUCUUUCAGAUGCAGCCUCAGGGUCUGAUUCACAGCACUCCCACUCAGGCCUUAUUCCACACCCCUGGCAUUCCACAGCAAAGCAUUGUGGGAUACGUACAGCCACAGCAGCAGCAACAACAACAACAGCAGCAGCAACAGCAACAGCAGCAUCAUCACUCCCAGUCCAGCAACCUGUCGGACUACAGAAACAUGCUCCAACGGUAGCCCCGCCCCCUGGGAGAAGACAAGAGGUUGCCAGGAAAGUGCGUUGAGCAUUUAGCUCUGAAAGGCAUGAUGGGAAGGGACUCUCUCUCGGCUCAGAGGAAGGCUCGGUCCCGAGCCAAACCAAAUCGAGAAAGCCAAAGUCCCUUAAAGUUCCCAUGACAGCAAAUGAUGGUGAUAACGCCACGAGGCCCAAGGGCUCUGCCUGGCCCGGACUGCACGCAGAGGAUGCUGGGAUAUGUAGGAGGAGCCCACAUGGGGCGUGACCCAUCUGUUAUUCAUGGAGACGGGUCACAGAGCAGUCGAGCAGAUGCUCCGAUUGAUAGAAAAAGGACAGAAAGCCGGAAGGGUUUUGGCACUGUAAUGUUACAGCCCGUUGACUUUAUCUGGACUUUUUAACAUACAAACACACGCAAACAAGACAAAAUCAAGUAAUGCCUUGACAGAGCUUAAACUCAAUCCAGAGUCCGCUGAGUUUGCUGUCACAUGUUCUGUUCUCAAACGCAUACUAAAAUACUAGCUAAAAGAGAAAUGGCCCCACCAAAAAGAAGAAAAAUACAUGGUCAUGAACUGCUUUUCACACAUCAUAUUUCAUAUGUGUAUGCUGAUGAGAGGAGCUGAGCACAGUUCAGCGAAGACCCAAACAUUUCAAAAAUGCAUAAAUUUGACUGCCUGUUAUCAUGUGCAGAGCAAGUUCAGUCCUCUCCUGUUGUAACGUUAAUGCUAACGUAAGAAACUUGAAUCACGUUGUAUAUUUCAAAUAUUUAAGAACAAUUUAAAAGUUCAGACUAGGGCAACAUUUUCCUACUGUUGAGGUCAACUCAAUCC
Rhinichthys klamathensis goyatoka is the source of this 3619-nucleotide messenger RNA. It is a transcript of the gene npas2, whose product is annotated as neuronal PAS domain protein 2. The record is from RefSeq and is a predicted model, not a curated record. Gene Ontology annotation, molecular function: protein dimerization activity; RNA polymerase II cis-regulatory region sequence-specific DNA binding; DNA-binding transcription factor activity, RNA polymerase II-specific. Bases 227 to 2794 code for a protein of 855 amino acids. Gene Ontology annotation, cellular component: cytoplasm; CLOCK-BMAL transcription complex; nucleus. NCBI's taxonomy places the organism in Eukaryota, Metazoa, Chordata, Actinopteri, Cypriniformes, Leuciscidae. The transcript has 21 exons. Gene Ontology annotation, biological process: regulation of transcription by RNA polymerase II; circadian regulation of gene expression.